CCUAUGGGCUGUGCGCGUGAGUGGCGUGUGUGUACACCUCACCGAGUUGGAAAGACUGGGAAGUUGACGUCUCCAUCUCAACAUCUCUUCAUCAUGUUGAUUUGAAUGAUGCUCUGUUUAUUGUAUUGAUCUUUUGCGUCGUUUUUGUUGUAUAUCGUUAUUGCUAUUCAUGUUCUAGUAUUUGUUUUUUGACGGCAUGACGAAGUUCAGCACUAAUUGUACACUUCCUCCCGAUAUCAUCAACUAUGUAACGCAACCGAAUACUCGCGGCACUGUCGAUAUCCUGUUAACAUGUCUUACAACAAUAGUCUUAUGUACUUGGUCGAUUCAGCAUCCGAAUGUUCCUGCAUAUAUACAAAACCGGGGGUGGAGAGACUACGUAAAGAGAACUCUCACACAGUUCAAGUUGAUGAUUUUUUCGAUAUUUGCACCGGAGUUCUUGCUCUUGACGGCGUUUGGCGAUUUGUCGUGUGCGAUAGCUUUGACGAAACAGUUUGGGAGCGUUGCGGAGAAGGAUGGAGUCGAAUGGAGUCUGGUUCAUUCGUUCUUUAUUAAUAUGGGAGGGUUUGUGAUUUUGUUCAGUGAGGAAACGCCAAAAGCACCACUACCUCAGGUUAAACCUCAGAUUCCUGCAGGUUCUUCUGGUUCAUACAAGUUAGAGAGCCAGAUCUCGAAAGCGACGACAAGUGAAAGCAUACUAUCUGCCACGGAGACAAACAAUGAAGAUGACCUGGAAAACGCAUUGCCGAAGUCAACAGCGGUCGCGGUCGCAACACCCAAAGAGUCCAAAGCGUCCAAAGAAUCCAAAGCACCACCGAAGAAACCAAAACAACCUCCAAACAAGAGAGUGGCACACAUAUUGAGCGUCGCGGACAGGCGCUGCAAGCCAAAGACCGACAAGAACUCUCUCCUGGUAGAAGAAAUCAUCGCAGAUCUGAAGCAACAGUUCUACUCGGGAGACGACAUAAACAUCAUUCCGGCCGAUCUGGCAGACAUACUUUACAACCUCAUCCGUCUGCGAGGUACUCACUGGGCCCUCGAUGGCCCCCAGCUCCUGCUCGCUCGAGAGCUUGGCAUCGUUAAGAAGAUUCCCGGCAUCACUUCCGAUGAGAUAGACGACAUAGCCAAAGGCGACCUGUUAGCUAAAAUCCUGGCUAUCGUUCACGUCACCUGGCAAAUCGUCCAAUUGAUCAUGCGCAAAGCAGAAAGUCUGCCUUCUUCUCAAUUUGAAGUCGUCACUGUAGCGUUUUCGGUUUGCGCAUUUUGUACUUACCUCCUGUACUGGAAUAAACCGCAGAACAUAGCUGCUCCGCGUUUUGUGAAGGCAGAUAGAUGUCCGACGAAGGAGGAGGUGCUGGAGUUGGCUAGGGCGGGUCCGGCGUAUGUCGCUGGUGUUUUUCCUGGAGAUGAUUACUCGAUGCCUGGACAUGCUUUGCAUUCUGAUUUGAAAGGUGCGAGGCAAAAGUUCGAAGGCGGGAUCUUGGGCUGGGCGGGAGGUAUUCUCGGGGGGAUGUUGUUUGGUCUGUUGCAUUGUGCUGCGUGGGAUUAUCACUUUCCGACGCCGGUAGAGGGAUUGCUGUGGAGAAUUGCAGCGGUGGUUACGGCUGCUUGGCCUUUGAUCUAUGGUGCGAGGGCCUUGGUUGUCUCGCCAGUCGAGAAUGAUGGACAGAGCAGGAAGAAUGGAUUGAGGAGAAAGGUACUUGGAUAUAUGGGCCCGGUCACGAGGGUCUUGGGAUUUGGUAUUGCUUUUGUGUAUGUUUUGGCGAGGCUAUAUCUGCUAGUGGGGACUUUUAGAUCUUUGUUUUUCCUUCUGCCAGCAACAUUUAAGAAUAGCUAAGAAUAAUUCAAUCUUUCUCAGAAGCUCGUCGCA
Mollisia scopiformis is the source of this 1870-nucleotide messenger RNA. RefSeq lists its product as uncharacterized. NCBI's taxonomy places the organism in Eukaryota, Fungi, Ascomycota, Leotiomycetes, Helotiales, Mollisiaceae. The transcript has a single exon. The record is from RefSeq and is a predicted model, not a curated record. The coding region runs from base 197 to 1837 and encodes 546 amino acids.